Molecule: messenger RNA, 603 nt
Organism: Vigna unguiculata (cowpea)
Lineage: Eukaryota; Viridiplantae; Streptophyta; Magnoliopsida; Fabales; Fabaceae
Source: RefSeq, a predicted model, not a curated record
GACAUCCUCCAAGUCAGAAAAGACCAUGAAUUCCUUAUGCAGUACAAUGAUUGCCGCUAUCUUUGCCAUGACAUUGAUCCUUUCAUAUGGGGUGAUUAUGUCACAAGCUAGGGUUCUUCCUUCUUCAUCCUUAGUUUCAAAAGUGUCUCAAACUUCCCAUUCUCUUUCACAUUCAAAUUUUCACACAGAAGAGCAAAAAUCAUCUCAGAAGCCUGUGGUAGCAGCAAAAAAACCACCAAUCAAACAAAAUCCAACUGUUCCUGAGGUAGCUGCUAACCUUAGAAGGAUACCACCUAGCAGACCAAAUCCUACGCAGAACAAGUUAAAGCCUAGGAUAAGAGGCUAAUUUGCAGAGGAACUGAUGCAAUGGAUUCAAGCUAUAUACAUCAAGAUUCAACCAAGUUGCUCUAGUUUUGCUUUUGUUUCACUUUUUUUUUUUAGUUUUUUACUGUUUCCCAGAUUCAAAUUCUUAGGUUUUGUUAGUGAUGAUGACUUUAGAUUUUUCUUUGUUUUUUGUCUUACUUUUGAUGCUUUAGAUUGUAGAGAAUAUAGCAUAUUAUGAAUGUAAAGGAGAAAAAUAAUAUAGCCAUGUUAAGAUUGUUA